AGAAAACACCAACAAGAAGGAUAACUUGAAACACUCCUGACCCCUUUGCUUUCGAUUUCUUGACUGCACUACAAGCAACCAGAAUGUCGGGGGCUUCAGUGAAGGUGGCUGUUCGGGUCCGGCCCUUCAAUUCCCGAGAAACCAGCAAAGAGUCCAAAUGUAUCAUCCAGAUGCAAGGCAAUUCAACCAGUAUUAUCAAUCCAAAGAAUCCUAAGGAAGCACCAAAGUCGUUCAGCUUUGACUACUCUUACUGGUCCCACACAUCGCCUGAAGAUCCUUGCUUUGCAUCUCAGAGCCGUGUGUACAAUGAUAUUGGGAAGGAGAUGUUGCUGCAUGCCUUUGAGGGCUACAAUGUAUGCAUUUUUGCCUAUGGACAAACUGGAGCUGGGAAAUCCUACACAAUGAUGGGCAAGCAGGAGGAGAGCCAAGCAGGCAUAAUCCCCCAGCUGUGUGAAGAACUGUUUGAGAAAAUCAAUGACAACAGCAAUGAGGAAAUGUCAUAUUCUGUAGAGGUGAGUUACAUGGAGAUUUACUGUGAGAGAGUCAGAGACUUGUUGAACCCGAAGAACAAAGGGAAUUUGCGGGUGCGAGAACAUCCUCUGCUUGGACCAUAUGUGGAAGAUCUGUCCAAGUUAGCAGUCACGUCUUACACAGACAUUGCUGACCUCAUGGAUGCUGGGAACAAAGCCAGGACUGUGGCAGCUACCAACAUGAAUGAAACCAGCAGCCGCUCUCAUGCUGUGUUUACAAUUGUCUUUACUCAGAAGAAACAUGACACAGAAACUAAUCUUUCCACAGAGAAGGUCAGCAAGAUUAGCCUUGUGGAUCUAGCUGGGAGUGAGCGAGCUGAUUCAACUGGUGCCAAAGGAACCCGAUUAAAGGAAGGAGCAAAUAUAAACAAGUCUCUCACAACUCUGGGCAAAGUUAUUUCAGCACUGGCUGAGGUGGAUAACUGCACCAGCAAGAGUAAAAAAAAGAAGAAGACAGACUUUAUACCAUACAGGGAUUCUGUACUAACAUGGCUUCUUCGAGAAAAUCUAGGUGGUAAUUCCAGAACUGCGAUGGUUGCUGCUUUGAGUCCAGCAGACAUAAACUAUGAUGAAACUUUGAGCACUUUAAGAUAUGCAGAUCGUGCAAAACAAAUUAAAUGCAAUGCUGUUAUCAAUGAAGAUCCCAACGCCAAGCUGGUGCGUGAGCUGAAGGAGGAGGUGACAAGGCUUAAGGAUCUCCUGCGUGCCCAAGGGCUGGGGGAUAUUAUUGACACCUCCGAGAAUCAACGUCCUGGCAAUUUUUCCACAGCCUCCAUGGGGUCUCUCACUGCAUCUCCAUCCUCCUGCUCUCUCAGUAGUCAGGUGGGCAUAACAUCUGUGUCCAGUAUACAGGAAAGAAUCAUGUCAACACCUGGAGGAGAAGAGGCAAUUGAACGUUUGAAGGAAUCGGAGAAGAUCAUUGCAGAGCUGAAUGAAACAUGGGAAGAGAAGCUGAGGAAAACCGAGGCCAUUAGAAUGGAAAGGGAGGCAUUGUUGGCAGAAAUGGGAGUUGCCAUUCGGGAAGAUGGAGGAACACUGGGAGUCUUCUCACCUAAAAAGACUCCUCAUCUUGUAAACCUUAACGAAGAUCCCCUCAUGUCUGAAUGUCUGCUCUACUACAUCAAAGAUGGCAUUACUAGGGUUGGCCAAGCUGAUGCUGAACGAAGGCAAGACAUUGUAUUGAGUGGGGCUCAUAUCAAAGAAGAACACUGUGUCUUCCGAAGUGAGAGGAACAACAAUGGUGAAGUUAUUGUUACUUUGGAGCCUUGUGAACGAUCAGAAACCUAUGUUAAUGGCAAGAGGGUUGUGCAGCCUGUGCAGUUGCGCUCAGGAAAUCGUAUCAUCAUGGGUAAAAAUCAUGUCUUCAGAUUCAACCAUCCAGAGCAAGCACGAGCAGAAAGAGAGAAAACACCAUCGGCUGAGACUCCCUCUGAGCCAGUUGACUGGACAUUUGCUCAGAGGGAGCUUCUGGAGAAGCAGGGCAUUGACAUGAAGCAGGAGAUGGAGAAAAGAUUACAAGAAAUGGAGAUACUGUAUAAGAAAGAGAAGGAGGAAGCUGAUCUCUUGCUGGAGCAGCAAAGGCUGGACUAUGAGAGUAAGCUGCAGGCCCUACAGAAGCAGGUAGAGACAAGAUCCUUGGCAGCUGAAACAACAGAGGAGGAAGAAGAGGAGGAAGAAGUGCCCUGGACACGACAUGAGUACGAACUUGCACAGUGGGCUUUCAGGAAGUGGAAAUUCCAUCAGUUUACUUCACUGAGGGACCAACUCUGGGGAAAUGCAGUGUAUCUGAAAGAAGCCAAUGCCAUCAGUGUAGAAUUAAAGAAAAAGGUGCAGUUUCAGUUUGUGCUGCUGACAGACACCCUCUACUCACCCCUGCCACCAGAGCUUCUGCCCACUGAGCUGGAGAAGAUCCGGGACAAUAGGCCUUUCCCCCGUACAGUGGUAGCUGUGGAAGUACAGGAUCUGAAGAAUGGAGCAACGCAUUACUGGUCCUUAGAAAAACUCAAGCAGAGGUUGGACCUGAUGCGGGAGAUGUAUGACAGAGCUGGAGAGAUGGCAUCUAAUACCCAGGAGGAGUGUGAAAGCACAAUGACAGGCAGCGACCCCUUCUACGAUCGCUUUCAUUGGUUCAAGCUUGUUGGGAGCUCCCCCAUAUUCCAUGGCUGCGUGAAUGAGCGUCUUGCUGAUCGCACGCCCUCCCCCACUUUCUCCACGGCUGACUCCGACAUCACUGAACUGGCUGAUGAACAGCAGGAUGAGAUGGAGGACUUUGAUGAUGAGGCCUUUGUGGAUGAUACUGGCUCCGACGUUGGAACUGAGGAGGGAUCAGACCUCUUCAAUGAUGGGCGCGACCCGUUUUACGACCGAUCCCCUUGGUUCAUUUUAGUGGGAAGAGCAUUUGUAUACCUGAGCAAUCUGCUGUACCCGGUGCCUCUUAUUCACAGAGUAGCUGUUGUCAGUGAGAAAGGAGAAGUACGAGGAUUUCUGCGGGUGGCAGUUCAAGCUAUAGCAGCUGAUGAAGAAGCCCCAGAUUAUGGAUCUGGCAUUCGACAGUCUGGCACAGCUAAAAUUUCAUUUGACAAUGAGUAUUUUGAUAAGGUAAAAGAAAGUGAUUUUUCUUCAGUUGCAAUGACUCGCUCUGGGCUGUCACUGGAAGAAUUAAGAAUUGUGGAAGGGCAAGGUCAGAAUUCAGAGGUUACAACUCCUCCAGAGGAGAUCAACAGAAUGAAUGAGCUAGACUUGAAGUCAGCCACUCUGGAUGGAAAAAUGACUAUGGAAGGAUUCACUGAGGAAAUUGGUGAUCACUUGAAACUGGGCAAUGUGUUCACCUUCCGUGUGACAGUGCUGCAGGCCAGCGGCAUCCUGCCUGAAUAUGCAGAUAUUUUCUGCCAGUUCAACUUUUUACAUCGACACGAUGAAGCUUUCUCAACAGAACCUCUCAAAAACAAUGGUCGAGGGACUCCCCUUGGGUUUUACCAUGUUCAGAAUAUUGCUGUGGAAGUGACGGAAUCAUUUGUGGAGUACAUCAAAACCAAGCCUAUUGUGUUUGAAGUCUUUGGACAUUAUCAGCAGCAUCCUCUCCAUCUGCAAGGACAGGAUCUCAAUAGCCCUCCACAGCCUUCCCGAAGAUUCUUUCCUCCCCCUAUGCCACUCUCAAAGCCAGUGCCAGCUACAAAGCUCAAUACUCUGAGCAAACCCAGCUUGGGCCAUAGUGUGAGCAAGUACGACCUCCUCGUUUGGUUUGAGAUCAGCGAACUGGAGCCAACAGGGGAGUAUAUUCCUGCUAUUGUGGACCACACUGGAGGCCUGCCCUGUCAGGGGACCUUCCUGCUUCACCAGGGAAUCCAGCGUAGAAUCACAGUCACCAUCAUCCAUGAGAAGGGCAGUGAGUUGCACUGGAAAGACGUGCGAGAGCUGGUUGUUGGGCGUAUAAGAAAUAAAGCAGAGGUAGAUGAAGCUGCUGUGGAUGCUAUUCUGUCUUUGAAUAUUAUCUCUGCAAAAUACCUGAAGUCCUCUCACAGCUCCAAUAGGACUUUCUAUCGUUUUGAAGCAGUUUGGGAUAGCUCCUUGCAUAACUCCCUUCUCCUCAACCGAGUGACACCAUAUGGAGAGAAGAUAUAUAUGACCCUUUCUGCUUACCUGGAGCUUGACCACUGCAUCCAGCCUGCAGUUAUAACAAAGGAUGUUUGUAUGGUCUUUUACUCACGAGAUGCCAAGAUCUCCCCACCACGAUCACUGCGCAAUCUCUUCGGCAGUGGCUACUCCAAAUCUCCAGAUUCUAAUCGUGUAACUGGGAUCUAUGAACUGAGUUUGUGCAAAAUGGCAGACACAGGAAGUCCAGGAAUGCAGAGGAGGAGGAGGAAAGUCCUGGAUACAUCUGUGGCUUAUGUGCGAGGAGAGGAGAAUCUGGCCGGCUGGAGGCCCAGGGGUGACAGCCUCAUUCUUGAGCAUCAGUGGGAACUGGAGAAACUGGAGCUGCUGCAUGAGGUGGAAAAAACCCGACACUUCCUUCUGCUUCGUGAAAAGCUUGGUGACAGCAUCCCCAAGUCCCUGAGUGACUCACUGUCUCCCAGUCUGAGCAGUGGAACCCUCAGUACCUCCACCAGCAUUUCCUCACAGAUUUCAACUACAACAUUUGAGAGUGCUGUGACACCCAGCGAGAGCAGUGGCUACGACUCAGCAGAUAUAGAAAGCCUGGUGGAUCGGGAGAAAGAGCUGGCCACCAAGUGUCUGCAGCUUCUUACUCACACUUUCAAUCGGGAAUUUAACCAGGUGUACAACAGCAUCAGUGAUUGUAAGUUGUCAGAUAUUUCCCCCAUCGGGCGGGACCCAUCCGUGUCGAGUUUCAGCAGUGCCACCCUCACACCUUCAUCUACCUGCCCCUCUCUGGUGGAUUCAAGAUGCAAUUCAAUCGACCAGAAAACACCAGAAGCAAAUUCUCGUGCCUCCAGUCCCUGUCAUGAGGUGGAACAGUUCCAGAUAAUUCCUGCAGUAGAAACUUCCUAUCUUGCCAGAGCUGGAAAGAAUGAAUUCUUAAACCUUGUUCCUGAUAUUGAGGAGAUCAGACCAGGCUCUGUGGUCUCAAAGAAGGGAUACCUCCACUUCAAAGAGCCACUCUCCAGCUCCUGGGCCAAGCAUUUUGUGGUGGUUCGUCGUCCCUAUGUUUUCAUUUACAACAGUGACAAAGAUCCUGUAGAAAGAGGAAUCAUAAACUUAUCCACAGCUCAGGUGGAAUACAGUGAGGAUCAGCAGGCAAUGGUAAAGACACCCAACACAUUUGGUGUAUGCACAAAGCAUCGUGGGGUCCUGCUCCAGGCCAUCAAUGACAAAGACAUGAAUGACUGGUUAUAUGCCUUCAAUCCACUUCUUGCUGGCACAAUACGGUCAAAACUGGCUCGAAGACGCACGGGCCAGCUGAAGUACUGAGUCCAUGUAAUGUUCUCAUCUGUUCUCCCUAACUCACCUUCUGAUAGAUGAAGUGUUACCUCUCAUUUUCUCUUUGUGAUUCUUGACGGUUUCUCUUGUAUGUAAUCCUGUGGCUUAACAUCCCUUCCCCUCCCACCUCCUUCAGCACAUUUUCUAGGUAUUCUAACCGUACCUUGUUUCUUUUCACUUGUACUGAGGAUCGUACUAGUAGCAUGUGGCCAAACUAAAAGAGAAAGAAAAAAAAAAAGCAAAAAACUGGAGUGAUUUAUGCACGACUCUAAAAA
This is a messenger RNA of Nestor notabilis (Kea), 5740 nucleotides long. RefSeq names its product kinesin family member 1B (gene KIF1B). The record is from RefSeq and is a predicted model, not a curated record. The coding region runs from base 84 to 5456 and encodes 1790 amino acids. Lineage: Eukaryota; Metazoa; Chordata; Aves; Psittaciformes; Psittacidae. Gene Ontology annotation, molecular function: microtubule binding; ATP binding; microtubule motor activity. The transcript has 47 exons. Gene Ontology annotation, biological process: microtubule-based movement.